Molecule: messenger RNA, 788 nt
Organism: Triticum dicoccoides
Lineage: Eukaryota; Viridiplantae; Streptophyta; Magnoliopsida; Poales; Poaceae
Exons: 1
Coding region: 1-786 (261 amino acids)
Biological process (GO): root development; shoot system development
Source: RefSeq, a predicted model, not a curated record
AUGCGACCAGCGGGGAAGACGACGGCUGCCACGGCGCACGCCCGAUCGGCCAGCCUGCCACGCGAACACCCGCACCCCGUGCUGGCGCACCUGGACGACAGCAUCCGCGCGCUCAGGUCAUGGUCGGCCAGAGCAGCUGCCGGUCAGUCCUCCGGCAUCGCCCUCGUCAAUGCCGUCCUGGCAGCGCUUGGUGAGCUCCUGGCGCUGCCGCAGGCUGUGGCGGCACUCCACACAGCCACCGCAGCCUGCGACCAAAUUCUCGAAAGGUUCCUUGUGCUUGUUGACGCCUACGGCACAUUCCUGUCGACGCUCGUCACGCUCAAGCAGUGCGUGGCGGAGCAGCAGGUCGGCACUAGGCGCAGGGACGGCAUGAUGGUCACUGCAUCGCUUCGUGCACACAGGCGGACAGAGAAGGAGCUGUGCCGCCUCGUCACCACGAUGCGACAUGCCGCCAGGGGCACGUUGAGGCCAUUGGAUACCACGAACAAUGAGGUGAUCAACAUUGUGGCAGAGGUUGGUGCGGCCACUGUGGAAGCAUCGGAGGCCAUCUUCAUGGAGUGUGCAGCAAUGUCACCGGACAUGCAAGUGCCUUCAAACAAGUGGCUGGCCAGGCUGAGCAUCAGGCCGUCCGCCAAGAAGGCAGCACCAGAGACAGCGAUGGUGGCGUUGGAGAGGCUAGAGAAGCUAGAGGAAUCCAUUGGUGGGCUGGAGACCGGGAGCGAGAAGGUUUUCAGAAGACUGCUGCACUCUAGAGUUUCACUUCUGAACAUCCUUACUCCCUUCUAACC